AUGCAGCGAACGGACCAAGAGACCGGUCGCUGCCGCGGCUUCAUGAUUCUACGAUCCAAAGAGGCCCUGAAGCAGUCCUGCCUGAACCUCGUGUGGAAGGCUGAUGACGGAUCUGCGCCAGACAGCUGGACCAUGGUUGGUGUGAUGAAGUCCUUCUCCCGCGCUCUGCUUUCUGAGCGACUACCAGAGACCGGCACAGCGGCCGAGAUCUUGAAACGCGCAUUGCGAUUCAUCAGCUCGCCGGCCAUGCCAUUAGAGGUUGCAUGCAACGUUUUCGACGCUGACAGAGAAGCGCUCAGCGAAGAAAAGCGCAAGGCGUGCUGGGAGGCCCACAAGGCCUUGUCUGAAAUCGUGGAGAAACUGGACGAAGUACUGGGUACCCAAUGCCUGAACACAUGCAUGUCUACACAGUGCACGGAGGAUUCCUGCGAGACCUUGGCGGGGGCUGUUUUUACUGCUGCCAAUGUGCUAGCAAUUGAUCUCAACAUGUGGCGGAAAGCGGAUGGGCGCGAGUUUGACCUCACCGGGCCAGGCGCACAAGGAACACUUCGACUUUCUGCUCGUUAUGUGGAGUUGAAGUUGGACGAAUUCAAUUUGCGCCGCCAAUUGCGGGCACUCGACGGCACGCUUCCACACUCUGCAGCUUUCGUUGUUUUGGUCGGAAUCGAUUGCUGCACAUUUCCAGACGAGCGCGUGGAGGAGGACUCGAAGAAGCGCGGCUCGUUCAUGUGCAAGGUCACCUGUGAGGAACAGGAGCAGGUGUUUCGAAACCGAGCAGCUCGCAAACAGGGUCGCUAUGGAGCUACUGCCUGGUGGCGUUUGGAAAGCUCCGAGCUGUCAAGUCCGGAAACAUCAUCCUCAUCAGCUCUCGCCGAAGCAGAGGAAGAUGAGGAGACCUGUCACACGGCGCACUUUCAAUCGACCUUCACCCACAUGCUUGUUGGAGAUCCACGCAGCACGGUGUGCCACAUAAAGCUGGAGAAGCGCGGUGGAUUACCUGGGGUGGGAAAUGUUGUGGGUGAAGUGGAGUUUCCCGUUUAUCGCCUGAUUCAUGCGGCAUCCAACACCACGAAGGCAGUGCUUCGGAUUGGUUCGGCGCAGCUCUCCCUGCUGGCCCAGCUCCGAGCCACAGAGAACGUGGCCAGUGACACCUCUGGAAGUUACAGAUUGGCCUCAGAAACUGGAAAGGGUAAACUUUUGCAGUCGACCACAACUUGA
Symbiodinium pilosum is the source of this 1218-nucleotide messenger RNA. The record is from the annotation of a GenBank genome assembly. Lineage: Eukaryota; Dinophyceae; Suessiales; Symbiodiniaceae.